GAAAACACACAGUUAUCAGGCAUAUGUCAGUUGCUCUAAUCACUGCUAGAAUUCGGGGUCACGAGAAUCUCCUAAACUGAGGAAAGUAAUAGGAAAGCUUCAAGUAGAAUUUCAACAUGAUACUGACAAAGCUUGUAGAUCCUCGUACAAAAGUUAAGAUGUCAAGAGUGCACGUCAUUUGGAAUCCAAAGAUAUUAAUGAUCAUCUUCCUACUAUCUUUGACAGCCUUUGCUCUGUUCUUCAUUCUGGGAAAUAAAUCUUACAAGGCCACCUGGGUCAAAGAAGGUACGGGAAUUCACAGUAAUUCUUUACAGUUUAUGCAAAAUGUUACGAUCUAUUUGGCUGAUAAUAUAAUUCGAUCCCCUUUUUUGGCAAAAAUGACUUACUUGCAUACUCUGUAUCUUUGGGUUAAAUUUCACAUGGUUUCUCUUUUUUUUGAUCCAGAUGUGGAAGAAGAUAAACAUUCCUCAUUGCCUAAUAACAACAAACAGGUGGAUGAGCUUCUUGGUGGGCUUUUGAAGGAAGGAUUAGAUGAGAAAUCAUGCCGAAGUCGGUACGAAUCAGCAUGGUAUCAUAAAGGGCUAAAACGCCAGCCUUCUUCACAUCUCAUCUCAACAUUAAGAAGUUAUGAAGCCCUUCACAAACGAUGCGGACCGUACACAGAAUCCUACAAUAAAACCGUUGGAUAUCUCAAUUCAGGGGAGUACAACAGUUCCAGUAAUAAUAUUACAGAUUGUAAGUAUGCUGUUUGGACUCCUCAAGAAGGAUUGGGAAACAGAAUAAUGAGUCUGGUUUCCACUUUCCUCUAUGCUCUGUUAACAAAAAGGGUCCUUCUUGUUGACAGUAGAGUUCACAUUUCUGAUCUAUUCUGCGAACCGUUCCCUGAAAGUUCUUGGUUGGUCCCCUCCGAUUUUCCACUCAUCGAUGAGUUGUGGCAGUUUAGGAAGGAAUCUAGCAUGAGUUAUGGGAAUUUGAUGAGGAACCAUUUCAUGCUUAGUUCGAAUAACGGUUCUUGGAUGAUACCAUAUGUUUAUAUCCAUCUGGUCGAUAAUUACAACGACGAAGAUAAGCCUUUCUUCUGCGACGAUGAUCAAACCGUUGUCCAGGAAAUACCCUGGCAAAUCCUGAAAUCAGACGAGUAUUUCGUUCCAUCUUUUUUCCUAAUCCCAUCUUUCCAACAAGAAUUGGACCGCCUUUUCCCCGAAAAGGAUACCGUCUUUCAUCUCCUCGGGCGCUACCUAAUUCAUCCCGCAAACACGGUUUGGAGGGCAAUCACAAGGUAUUACAAUGCCUAUUUAGCUGGAGCACAUGAAAAGAUUGGGAUCCAAAUAAGAAUCUUCAACAAAGAACCCAACCCUUUUGUGCAUUACAUGGAUCAAAUCUUCACCUGUGUGUUCAAGGAGAAUGUGCUGCCCCAAAUCAGUUGGACACUAAAAUCUCUCUCAGGAAAUUCAACAAACAGCACAAAGGCGGUACUUGUGACAUCCCUGAGUUCUGAAUACUAUAAGGCCCUGAAAAACAUGUUUGAUGAGCACCCAACUAUAACAGGGGAAAUCAUUCAGGUUUACCAGCCAAGCCAUGAAGGGUAUCAACAAUAUGGAAAUGAAAUCCACGAUAUGAAAGCUUGGGCAGAGAUGUACCUCCUGAGCCUGACGGAUAAGAUGGUUACGAGUUCGAAAUCGACUUUCGGGUACGUUGCUCAAAGUCUUGGUGGUAUGAAGCCAUGGAUUCUUUACAGGCCUGAAGAUUACAAUGCCCCGAAUCCAGCUUGUCAGCGUGCUUUGUCAAUGGAACCUUGUUUCCAUGCUCCUCCGGGUUUCGAUUGCAACACCAAUAACCCGAUCGAUACCGGUAAAGUUGUUCCCUUUGUCCGGCAUUGUGAGGACAUGCAAUGGACCUGGGGACUUAAACUGUACGGCAAACAAGGGGAACAAGCGUUUGACAACUCCAUUUAUAGCUCUUCGGGUCCUCGUUUAGUUUUCGAAUAA
Molecule: messenger RNA, 1988 nt
Organism: Oldenlandia corymbosa var. corymbosa
Lineage: Eukaryota; Viridiplantae; Streptophyta; Magnoliopsida; Gentianales; Rubiaceae
Source: the annotation of a GenBank genome assembly